UGGUCAAAUCGCAUUUGUACGACAGCAAAAUGACGACGUUGUUCUCGCUUUUUCUCCUCUUUCAUUUCCCCCUGUGCCUCGGAAACCCUAACCCUAGACCUGACCGGGGAGCAGAACGAGAGGGACGGAGACUGAAUACGAAGCUCUCGCUUGUCGAUUCAGUUCUUCGGCCAUGAAAAGGGCAAUGCCUUGGAGUGAUGAGGAAGAUGACUCUUCAAAAGAGUCAUCCUCCCUCUCAGGUUCUGAAUCUGAUGAUGUGGAUGGGAAGACGAAAGGAAAAGACAGCUCAAAAGCUGACAAACUUUCCAAAGCAAAAUCACGUGAAGGAAAAUCAGCAAAGAGGAAGAGUAGUGCAAUGAACUUUGAAGCAUUAAAGCAGCACGGAUAUAGAGGGGGUCUAUCAGUGCUCGGUGUGCCCCUGCCGAAGGAGGAAAUUAAACAGGACUGGUCUUGGUCCACGGGCAAGGAGAGCCGUGAUAAGGAGGCAGUUGAGGAAUCAUAUGAGGAGCGACAGAAAACAAGAGCGGCCCUAGCAAAUGGGGAGGAGUUGGUUGGGGUCCAGUCUCGGAAAGAGAAGAAGAAUGAAUCCUUCUCACAGAAGGAGAAGAGGAAACGGGACCUCGGGCAGGCAAGCAGAGGGAAGAGUUAUGUUGAGGAAGAAAAGAGGCUGCUAAGGGACAGCGGCGUCUACUCGGGUUUCGACACUUGAUCUUUUUAAAUUGGAUGAGGCUAAACUUGGGGGGCUAGAUCUCUUAUGUAAAUUAAAAUCACUGUUGUGACCUGUAAUUUGCUGUUCAUUUACAAUUAGGAGAUACUACUUGAGAAGAGAUUUGAUGCCUGAUUGCGCUUGAAAGGCCGCCUACGGUUUUGUUGUAUGUCGGCUUAGUAAUUCUUCUACUAGAAUAACCUGUGUGGCAAGCCAGUACUUUUAUCUCCUAA
Molecule: messenger RNA, 939 nt
Organism: Punica granatum (pomegranate)
Lineage: Eukaryota; Viridiplantae; Streptophyta; Magnoliopsida; Myrtales; Lythraceae
Source: RefSeq, a predicted model, not a curated record